This is a messenger RNA of Equus quagga, 1982 nucleotides long. It is a transcript of the gene RSPO1, whose product is annotated as R-spondin 1. The coding region runs from base 618 to 1409 and encodes 263 amino acids. The transcript has 7 exons. The record is from RefSeq and is a predicted model, not a curated record. Lineage: Eukaryota; Metazoa; Chordata; Mammalia; Perissodactyla; Equidae.
CUGGGCCUGCACCCGCCGCGGCUGGCAGCGCGGAGGUGAGUCCCCCCUGAGCUGCCCGGUCCUCCUCCCCAGCGCCCCCUCUCCCGGGACCUGGGUGCCGCGGGCCCUCCCGUCGGGGCUUGGCCGAGAUAAGGAGACUGAGGAUCAGACCAGCUAAGCAACUAGCCCAAGGUAACAGCUAAGAAAUAGCAGAGCCAACAUUUGAAGCCAGGCCAUCUGACUCUGAAGUUUCUGCCCUUAACCAUCAUUCUCUACGGCCGACCUCUGAGACUAUAUACUUGGAGCUGAAGACCCCAGUCCGAUACGCUCAGCCGGACGUCGGCAGUUGGUUGGUUUUUGGAGGUGUCCCUGCUGAAGUGACAAAGAGUUAUCCCAUGUGACACCCCGAGGUGCCUUUGAGGGAAGCUCUCUGGACUUCCUUAUGGGCUGAUGGAAAAGUGGGCUCCCCGCACCCUCUCUGUCCCCAGCUGAGAUUAUGGUGGAUUUGGGAUCCAGCCCAGGCCUGGGCCUCCUGCUGCUGACCCAGCCCCGGAGGCGUUAGCAAGAGCCCUGCGCCGUCCACCCCACCUCCCCAGAGACCACCCCUCCCACCAGGGGCCUGGAGCUGGCGAGUGACUAUGCAGCUUGGGCUGUGUGUGGUGGCCCUGGUUCUGAGCUGGAUGCAUCUCGCUGCCGGCAGCCGGGGGAUCAAGGGGAAGAGGCAGAGGCGGAUCAGCACCGAGGGGAGCCAGGCCUGUGCCAAAGGCUGUGAGCUCUGUUCUGAGGUCAACGGCUGCCUCAAGUGCUCGCCCAAGCUGUUCAUCUUGCUGGAGAGGAACGACAUCCGCCAGGUGGGCGUCUGCUUGCCGUCCUGCCCACCUGGAUACUUCGAUGCCCGCAACCCCGACAUGAACAAGUGCAUCAAAUGCAAGAUUGAGCACUGCGAGGCCUGCUUCAGCCACAACUUCUGCACCAAGUGUAAGGAGAGCUUGUACCUGCACAAGGGCCGCUGCUACCCGGCCUGUCCCGAGGGCUCUGCAGCGGCCAACGGCACCAUGGAGUGCAGCAGUCCUGCACAAUGUGAAAUGAGUGAGUGGUCCCUGUGGGGGCCGUGCUCCAAGAAGAAGAAGCUGUGUGGUUUCCGGAAGGGCUCUGAGGAGCGGACACGGAGAGUGCUCCACGCCCCUGGUGGGGACCACACCAUCUGCUCCAACACCAAGGAGACCCGGAGGUGCACAGUGCGGAGGAUACCCUGUCCCGAGGGGCAGAAGAGGCGGAAGGGAGGCCAGGGCCGGCGGGAGAACGCCAACAGGAACCUGAGCAGGAAGGAGAGCAAGGAGGCGGGCGCCAGCUCUCCGAGACGCAAGGGUCAGCAAGAGCAGCAGCACCAAGGGACAGUGGGGCCGGUUACCUCUGUGGGGCCCACCUAGGGACAUUGUUCAGCCUCCGGGCCCAUGCAGAAAGAGUCCAGCGCUGCUCUGUGUGAUGAAAGCUUUACUGAACGCGCGUGCUGGGGGCAACACGGACACACACUCUCCUUACAUCCAUGGACAAAGACACACACACACAGACCUCGUGUCCAAACAUGCAACCAACAUACAUGCACACACGUGCACAUGCACACACACAAUCGAGGCUGCUGGAAGACACUUCUAUCCCUCGGACAUCUCUGUGUGAACAGGGUGGGGAGCUGGAGGGCUCAUCUCUGCCUGGCAGAGGGCCCAGCAGCACACGCUUGGUUUGCGAAGCUCCCUGUGGACGUGUCAGAGAACCUCUCCCAGCGUCCAAGCCCAAACUCUGCAGAGCGGAGCCUCCUCAGGAGCUGCUAGGGUUGGCCCCGUGUGGCAGACAGGAGCCAAAGCUUGGGGACUGUUCAGCAUUUCCAGUUGUGUGACUUUAUCAUUAGAGAGUAUUGUUACACACCCAUGAUCCAUAUCAAGGCUGCCCUGACUCUGAAAACUGCUUAAAGGUUUAUUUCAAAUUAAAAACAAAAACCAAAUGAC